Molecule: messenger RNA, 2319 nt
Organism: Trichomycterus rosablanca
Lineage: Eukaryota; Metazoa; Chordata; Actinopteri; Siluriformes; Trichomycteridae
Product: zinc-alpha-2-glycoprotein-like
Exons: 12
Coding region: 34-1422 (462 amino acids)
Biological process (GO): immune response
Cellular component (GO): external side of plasma membrane
Source: RefSeq, a predicted model, not a curated record
GGUUGGACUAUCUUGUGAUGGUAUUAUGUAAAAAUGGAAUCUAAAAUUCUUCUGUUUGUGGGUUUACUGUAUUUCGGGGCUGCUGUACCAGCUCUGUGUGGUGAGCAUUCCCUCUACUACAUCUACACGGCUCUCUCCAAACCUAUCCAACUACCCGGCAUUUAUGAGUUCAUUGCACUGGGCAUGCUCGAUGACCGAGAGCUCGAUUACUACAGCAGUCAGACACAAAUAAAGGUUCCAAUGCAGACCUGGAUGCAGGAGAAGAUGGAUAAAGAUUACUGGGAGAAAGGAACCCAGUCCCGCAAGAGUAAAGAGCAGUGGUUCAAGGUCAACCUGGAUAUCCUGAUGGAUCGGAUGAACCACAACAAGUCUGAUCUUCAUGUUCUUCAGUGGAGACACGGGUGUGUGAUUAAUGAAAACACAGAUAGGAGCGUUUCAUUUGUUAGCGGCAUUGAUGAGUACAGUUAUGACGGCUCAGAGUUCCUCUCCUUUGAUGGACAAAACUCCAGAUGGAUCGCUCCGGUCCCUGCUGCUGAGGCGACCAAGAGGAAAUGGGAUGACGUGCCCAUUCUAAACCAGUACACCAAGGGCUACCUGGAGAAAGAGUGUGUGGACUGGCUCUCCAAGUUCAUGGGCUAUGGAGAAGCAUCGCUAAAAACACACAUUCCACCGGAUGUGUUUAUAUUCGCAAAGAAAUCAGUAACCAACUCCAACAAGUUGACCCUGACCUGCAUGGCCACCGGUUUCUACCCUCCUGAUGUGCAGAUGUAUAUAAGAAAAUCUAGAACUACUCUGCCUGAACAUCUAACAACAUCUUCAGGAAUCAGACCCAACGAUGAUGGCACUUACCAGCUGAGGAAGUGUGUGGAUGUCCUGGAGGAGGAUAAAGCUCGUUACGAUUGUUACGUCACCCACAGCACCCUCAACGAGCCAAUAAUUACAAAGUGGUCUACAGAUGGAAAAUGCUUUGACUGUGAUGUGGUUUUGCCUGCAAUCGUUGGAGGUGUGAUUGGGCUGGUGGCCACGCUGUUUUUGGUCGGACUGGUCCUCUUCAUUCUUAAAAAGAGAGGAAUAAUCACAAGUAGUUGUGGAUCGAAUGGAGACAGAAAUGCCAAUGGGUAUAACCCAACAGAUACAGGACCAGUGACAGCUGUGAAUGUGAAUGAAGACCAUGCUCAAGUGCCUGCAGAAUCAGUGGCAGUGAAUGUGAAUGGAAAUGGGGUCUAUACUCAAGUGCCUGCAGUCCCAGACAUGGACAAUGGACCCAAGAGCAGCAAGGAAAGCCUUGAAUCUGGAUCUGACUCUGGAGUGGGCAAUGGAUCAGCUGGCCGCAACGGCAGCUUUGGCAGUGCUUCGAAUAACUCUGGUCAAAACCAGGAGACGUCUGAAGAGGACACCCCAAUGCUACCGGAACAGCCAUGAGAGAACUCUGGAGGAACUGCUGAGUAACUCGGAUUUAGGUUAUGGUCCCUCAUCCAACAUGCUUUUUAUUGUUUUUAUUGUUUAAAAUCUAUUGAUAUACUGAUUAUAAAGAUUUAGCACUUUUAACAAGCCCUGAAAUGUAGCAUUAAAAAGCUUGUAAAAACCAGAAAAUGCAAAAUUGCUCUUAACCACAAAGUUAAUCAUUUAUAGAAAUAUCUAUUUUAUUAAUUGUCCUUAGCUUUUUUACAGAUUGAUUCGAAUGCAUCUUAAAUAGUGAGACGUAAACGUCCUCUCACCUCGAGCACAGGGCUGGUCAGCUACCAGCUCCUGACCACUAUGGUAUCACCAGGGAACAGGCAUAUUUAUUAUGCCUGUAUAAUGCAUCUUUUACCGUGUGAAUUGAUACUGCUUGUGAUAAGUAAUGAUUGUAAAAGUAGUAUGUAAUAGAAGCUGGUGGAAGGUAAUAAUAAUAAUAAGGUAAUACAUAAUUCCUCUGUACGCUGUUGCUUUGAUCAUCAUUCAUGAUUUACAUAACGCUUUACCAAACCCAAGCAGCUUUUGUACGAUCAUGAGACAAAUGGCACCAUGUACACAGUGUCGGAGUAUCCACACUGAUGGUAAUAAUUUAUUAUCAUACAGAACAUAAAUGCUUUUAAAAUUAACAGGUCUUUCUGACUACCUCAGUGUCUUUUAGAUCCUGUAGCAACUCAUAAUGUAAUAACUGAGUAUAAUGUAAUAAAAUCUUCAUCUAAUAAUGUAAUAAGAUUUAUGCACAUAAUGAAGUAAGGUAUUACAUUGUGGUGCGAAUAUACCAUACCUCUAAACUUAUAUAUAUAUACACACACACACACAAACACACACAUAUAUAUAUAUAUAUAUAUAUAUAUAUAUAUAUAU